AUGAAUGAUAAUGAUCGAUUGUUGCUCAGUCUUUUUCAGAAAUGGACAUUUCCAUCUGGCAAUGGACAAAUUGCUCAUUAUAGCGAGCAGGAAUGCAUGUUAUUGUGGAUUCGUCCAAAUUACAUAGAAACGUGGCAGCAAAUGGACUUUGUCAAAUUAUUGUUUUCCCUUUAUCUUUUCACAACCAAUGGUGACUUCAUCGGAUUACCUCAUGUCGAACCUUCUGUGCAGCGUAGUUGGAUAUGA
Molecule: messenger RNA, 246 nt
Organism: Brugia pahangi
Lineage: Eukaryota; Metazoa; Nematoda; Chromadorea; Rhabditida; Onchocercidae
Source: the annotation of a GenBank genome assembly